Ooceraea biroi (clonal raider ant) is the source of this 3992-nucleotide messenger RNA. It is a transcript of the gene Gp150, whose product is annotated as leucine-rich repeat domain-containing glycoprotein 150. NCBI's taxonomy places the organism in Eukaryota, Metazoa, Arthropoda, Insecta, Hymenoptera, Formicidae. Gene Ontology annotation, molecular function: protein binding. Gene Ontology annotation, cellular component: plasma membrane. The record is from RefSeq and is a predicted model, not a curated record.
CCAAUCGGAGUGCCCGAGCCUGGGGUCUCAGCACUCAUUCUGUCUUUCGAGAAGGAGUGCCUCGAAUAGCUCGUUCGGUCCGAACGGGCACUUAGUUCAGAAAUUCCACUGCGCGCAAUAAACGAGGACGGUAAACGAGUGUGAACCGAUCACCCUGUCAGCUUUGUGGAAGGUCGUGCGUGUUGCCAGUGGAUCGAGCGUUAGCUGAAACAUCGGCAGCAACCGCAGACCAGGAUAAGCCACAACAUGGAGGUCUCGGCAGCUUGGCUACUGACCAUCUUCUUGGCCAUCGCUACCGUCACAGAAUCCGCCACUAUUCAAUCUACAACGACCGAGACUGUUCCAUCAUCUUCAUCUAGUACGGAGUUUCCCCGUAUCAACGAAAUAAAUGAAACUACAGUUGAGCCUGUGAAGACAACAUCAAAAAGCAAGCUUGCGGAUUAUGCUAGACCUUACACGAACGUGAAAGAUAUACUAAUGCAAGAGAUUCGUACCUUGGACAAAGAUUCUUCUGAUGCUAAGACCCAGGAAGAAGUGGCGGAAACCUUCAAAGCCGAAGCACAAAGGGACCGCGCAAACUUACAAAUUAAGACGACCGCACGACCGAGCCAGUCGACGACAGAAGAAGAAGAUUCAGCGGAGGAAGGCGAAGAAUUGAAGAAAUUUGACGACGUAUCCUACGAGGAUGAGGAUAGCGAUGAGGAGGACGAGGAUGGUGAUUAUGAUGAUGAGGAGGAUUCAGAGGAGGACGAACUCGAAGAGGACGAGGAAGUCAUAACGCAGUGUCCUAAUUACUGCAAAUGUGCCGGCCAAUACGCCGCUGCAAUGACCGCAACAUGCACCAAGUUGGUGGAUGAACAAUCGUUCGGGCCAGGCAUCGCUCAUCUGCGAAUCGAAAACGCCGGCGAGAUUCGACUCGGGCCGAAUGCCUUGCGUGCUCGCGGUCUCCAGCAAUUAGAAUCAAUCACUAUCAGCGACACGCGUAUAAUCGAAUUGGAUCGUACAGCCUUCAACGGCAUUCUGUAUCUGUUUGCCGUGAAUUUGACGCGCAACGGUCUUGAGGAUAUCCAUCCUAAUACUUUCCAGAACAACACGCAACUCAGUCUGCUCACGAUCUCCGGCAAUCCACUUAGGCAUAUGCAAGACUCCAAGUCGACGAAGCACUAUCUGUUGCAUGCACCGUCGAUCACCGAUUUCGAUUUCUCCAACAACGGUAUACUACGGCUGAAACGCACCGCUUUCUCCAAGAUGCACAGCCUCAAUUAUAUCAAUCUGCGUGGCAACAGACUGAGGGAGAUCGACAGCACUAUUUUUGAUUUGCUGGACUCGCUCAUGGAGGUAGACCUGUCAGACAACCUUCUAAGUGAGCUGCCGAUUGACCUGUUCGGCAAGGAUGUGCAAACUCUUCGCGUUGCUGGAAAUAAUCUAUCGACGUUGGCUACUAUAAGCGCCUCGAAAUUGACGAUGCUCGAUGCUUCGAGAAAUAAAAUCAAGGUGAUCGCCAAAGAAGAUCUGGAUGGCGUACCAUUGUUGGAACAACUGCAUAUCAAGUCGAACAAUCUGAAGAGGAUUCACCAGCAUGCUUUCAGCAAUCUCGAUCAGUUGACGUAUCUGGACAUCAGCGACAACAAGCUCUCCUUAUUGACUGAGCAUCAUUUCAGAGCCAACCCGAGACUGCAAGUUCUGCUGAUGAACGACAAUCCCGCUUUACAAAUUCUUCCAGUUUUCAAAGUUACUGGUUUGGAAUAUGAUACAUUCAGCAUCUUCCGUUUCGAGUGCGCGAAUUGUGGUCUGGAUAGUCUUAAACCAGGCACAUUCGAUGAAAUGCCAGCGCUGACUCGGCUGAAUCUCGCGAGAAAUCGUUUGAGCGCUUUACCUGAGGGACUCUUGGAGCGUUUAUCGUCUCUGCGAGAACUGGACCUUUCCGACAACAUCAUCUCCACCCUUCAACCCGGAAUGUUCCGUGGUGCCCAGAGCUUGAGCAAACUGAGCCUUGCGCGCAAUCCAUUGAGAACAUUACAAGUGACACCGUUCCUGGACGCUCCAGGACUCAUCAAAUUGGACGUGAGUCGAUGCAACCUCGAGCGUGUCUGGAGUGAAGCUAGAGUACCAUUGAAGAGUGUUCGAUUCAUGUCGGUUCGUGGUAACCUUCUGCGACGAAUCACCACGGAGGAACUGAAGGCUACGCCGAAACUUACUGGUCUGGAUUUAUCGCACAAUCCUCUGGAUUGUGACACCGAAUUCAACGACGCCGUGCAAUGGCUCACUGAUCACGGUGUCGCACCGACAGAAACGCAUAAAUACGCCACUGAUUUCUCUAACAUUGAUGACGACGCCGAUUCGACGGGCAUCAGUCAAUGGACGGAUUUGGCGAAGAUAGUGUGCAGUGGAAUGGACGCUGGUCCACCACCCAGAUCAUUCCCUGGCAAAAGCACGGAGGCACCAAAAGAUGUUUUCUUGGGACUCGAUGUCCCAGACGACUUCGAUUCUGUAUUGAGAAACGAGCUCGACAAAGCGGAGGAGCUGCUCAAGAUGGACAUCGAUCACGGUAUGCGACAUGCCGACGAUCCGCGACUUUUGGAGGAUCAAGACUACGACGAUAACUUCACGAUCACGGAAUACCAUUGGUACAACAUAAAACCAGGCUUCAAAGUUUGGUUGAUUUCCGGUUGCAUUCUGUUCGUUCUGGUCAUCUUCUUGCUGGUAGCACGCAUUGCCUGCUGCCUAGCAAACAAGCGAGGACGCGGCCCUGUUCUAAGGCCACCUCUGAUCCUUCGUCAAGGUCUGGUUGACAACAAGAACUGCGGUUUGGUGUACAAACCUCUGCAAGAGGAAAUAGCCACACCUCACAUGCCGAAACGAGGUAGCUUCUAUUCGAGCAGCACCUUCCACUACGACAAGAUCGUGCCAGAAAGUGUAUAGAGGAAACCUCUUGUUUCCUGGUUUUAAAUGACCAAUGAUGAGGCAAUUGGCAGAUAUGAUUGAUCGUGAUUCAUGCCGCCGAAGGCCACUUUGCCUCACAAAUCAAGAGAAAUUCUUUAUAGACUGUUAUUGGACGAACGAUGAAGCCAAUCUGAUUAAGGAGAAAAUAAACGAGUCAUUCUCAGGAAAAUAUGUUAAAGAUUUCUAAUUAGACAGAUUUCUGUUUGUUCAAUAGCUCACAAAUUUAUACACACGUAUGUAUAAUUGCGUCGACAAGUUGUUCUCAUCAUUUCUUCACUGAAAGAUUACAACAUAAAAAAGAGCAUAAAUAUAAUUACUGAACGAUUUUGACUUCUCUGAACUAGUAAAAAUGGCAUAAAAUUGGGAGAAUACAAAUUUUUCUUAGGCUUUGUCGUACUUGUAAAGUUCACACGCAAAGUGUGAUUAAUUAAUAAGUUUACUGUUAUUAUUAACGCAAAGACAAUGCCUGAUAGAAGUUAGAUAUUCAAAAUAACUUAGACAUAAAUCGCAAUACUAUCUUGCAGUGUUAUGCAUAAGAUCUUUUUACAAGGAAUAAAAAGCUACAUUUUAUUAAAAAGAAAAAAAAAAGUAUGAAAAGUUUCAUAGUGAAGUACUUACUAUUCAUAACGCCAUAUCUUACGAUUAAGCAUUAAGAUUAAUAGUAAUGAUUAAGUAAGCGACGGCUAAUGAAUUUUGAAGUGUUAUUUAAAGAGAAACUGCCUCGAAUAUGUUUAAUAAAGUAUAGAAAUUAUAAGUAAAAAUAUAUAUCAAUAUCGUGUUAAUUGGGCAUGUUCAAUGAUGAUCGGUGAUGGGCGAAUGAGAAAAUUGCAAAUGUCGGAUGCAAAGCUACAGGAAGUGCUUCCUAUAGAAUGGUCAUAGUAAUAUAUGUCAAUCAACAGUGCUACAGCCUGUUAAUAAAACUCGAAAACUCUACUGUACGAAACUAAUAUCUCGUAAAGCGAAUGUCGCUACUACGCAAACUCAAUCCUGCUGCUAUAUAUACACUGUAAAUAAUAUGUGUCAUUUUAAUAAAAUUUUAUUAAAGCCAA